This is a messenger RNA of Bursaphelenchus okinawaensis, 2245 nucleotides long. The record is from the annotation of a GenBank genome assembly. NCBI's taxonomy places the organism in Eukaryota, Metazoa, Nematoda, Chromadorea, Rhabditida, Aphelenchoididae.
AUGCGUUAUGAAUGUAAUAAUAAACCAGGGCGCAGGUAAUGGUCUUUUUUGGACAAUUCUUGAUGAAACACUAAGAUUUUGGUAUUAUUUAUGUUAAUAUAAGGUACUAAAAAGCAUUUCAAACCAUAUAUAAACUCGAUUUUGGCAAUUUUAGAAAAAAAAAUUUCGACCGGUCGAUAAUUUUUUUUGCAUUUUUUUAUCAAAAAAGAUCAAUAACCAUAAAUCUAUUUCAAAAGAUUUAAAAAUGCCACAAAAACAAUCUACAGUUAUUCACACAUGUUUUUAUAGUAAAAGUAAUGACAGAGAUGAAGCACUGCCCAAGGCGCUGAACUUUGUCGCAAUAAAAAUUAUUAUAAGCCCUCUCGAGGGACGGCGGCUGGUGAAAAAUGGGUUGAAUUUGCGUCAUCAGAUUCAGAGAAUUGUGAAAGAUUAAAAUAGUGCUCGAAAUGUUUCGAACACGAUACUGGGUACUGUAAUUUUGCAAAAUUUUUCUGUUUUUUGAGAAAAAAUGUGGGUUUUUAAAAGAAUGGAAAAAAAACUUUGUUUACAAGGCAAAAUGGCAAUAAUGAACUUUACAAAACAAUAAAAUGGCAGUAAUUUUACGAAGAAACCUUAAAAACUGAAGGUUAGAAAAAUGGAAGUUGAGUGGAAGAUUUGUAAUGUAUUUUGCACUGAAAAUCUUCCAUUCAAAUUCCAUUUUUAAAAUGUCCCAAAAUGACCUAAAAAUGAGUUUUUAACACUUUUUGGAUGUGGAAGUUUGAUGGAAGAUUUGUAAUGUAUUUUGCACUGAAAAUCUUCCACUUAACUUCCACCUCUAAAAAUGCUUAAAAACGCGUUUCUAGGCUAUUUUAAGACUUUUUAAAAUGGAAGUUGAGUGGAAGAUUUUUAGUGGAAAAUACAUUACAAACCUUUCAUUCAACUUCCACUUUCUUAAAUGUGAUGUAUCUCUGAAAGCUUGUGACAAAAUGGUUUAAAAUUGUCAAAACUAGGUUCAAAUGGGAUUUCAGGUCUAUUACGCAUGUUUUUAAACCCAAAAUUAAAUUUUCAAGUUUAAAAAAUUGAAUUAUAUUGUUUUAGGUGGCUUCGUCAGCACCCCAAAAUCCUGGAUUUGCCAUGGAAGGCGAAUGUAAAGCGUGCUGAGAAGUCGAACGCCAUUGAUCAGCUAGUAUCAGGCAUUUCUGAUGAUGAAGAGAGCUGGAAUACCUAUUUUAGCGAGAAGGUCCAGCCAUUCUCGAGAGAAGAGCGCCAGGAAUGGUUGUCACAACUGACUGAUGUCAUCGUAUCUUCGGAUGCCUUCUUCCCGUUCAGAGACAACAUUGAUUGUGCUAAACAUGUAGGUUUUACUGUAUUUUUGACUUUUUUUGGCAUUUUUGGCAAAAAUUUGAGGAUUUUGACGAAAAAAUAUUAAAAAGCGACAUUUUAUACGGUGAAACAUGUCCAAGCAAAAAAAUGUAAUUUUUAGUUAUGCAGUAUGAAAAACAUGUUGAUUUUGUGUGAAAGUGUCAUUUUUCAACAGUUUUUGAUAAAAGCUGGUUUUUUAAUAAUAAAGUGAUAUGUUAUACGAUGAAACAUGUUCAGGUUGAAAAAAGUUUUUUGAGGUUAAAAUACGAAAAAUGUUUUUUUGGUAUAAAACGUAAAAAAUGUUUAAAUUUUAGGCUUAAAUGUACAUUUUUGAUUUUUUUUUGCAAAAAGUUUGUUUUUUAAUGAUAAAGUGACAUGUUAUACGAUGAAACAUGCCCAAUUAAAAAAAAUAUAUUUUUUAGGUAUAAAAUAUGAAGAAUUUAUACAAUUUAAGCCUAAAAUUACAUUUUUUAAAUUUUUUGUCAGUUUUGGCCUAAAUUUAGAAGAAAAAUGCAUAAAAGCGACAUCUUAUACGAUGAAAUAUUUCCAAGCUAAAGAAUAUGAUUUUUGGUUUUAAUAUAUGAAAAACAUAUUGAUUUUGUGUUAAAAUAUUAUUUCUGAACAUUUUUUGAUAAAAUUUGGAUUUUUAUGAAAAACUGACAUUUUAUACGAUGAAAAAUAUCCAAAAAAUUCAAAAAUCGAUUUAAAAUCUGAAAUUUUUUGUAAAAUACGGUAUGGGAUUUUCUGGUUUUAAACUUUCUUUUUAAAUCUAAUUCAAUUUCAGUUUGGCGUGAAAUAUGUGGCUAGUCCAGGCGGCUCGACCCGCGACGAAGACGUGAUCCAGGCCUGUAACGAGCACGGUAUGGUACUCAUUCACACUGGCCUGCGGCUGUUCCAUCAUUAA